This is a messenger RNA of Penicillium psychrosexuale, 801 nucleotides long. RefSeq names its product CAZyme family CE10. The coding region runs from base 1 to 801 and encodes 266 amino acids. The transcript has 2 exons. Gene Ontology annotation, molecular function: hydrolase activity. The record is from RefSeq and is a predicted model, not a curated record. NCBI's taxonomy places the organism in Eukaryota, Fungi, Ascomycota, Eurotiomycetes, Eurotiales, Aspergillaceae.
AUGGCACCCAUAUCACCUUCUCCGUCCCGCUCCGCUCUCAGGAACAAGGCACACCGAUAUCGCAUGCUCGCCCACCUACUCUCCAUACUAGACCGAUACCUCUCCUGGCCACUUCCCCCAGGACCAAGCGUCGGAAUUGCUAUUCCGUCCACAGUCAGCAAAGCCCCGGGAUCAAUCCAACUAUACUUCUUCACCGCACUCUCAAACCCCCUCUAUCCUCGCAAGCAAACCAAGCCAUGCCCACCCCGUCCCGUCCUCAUCAACUUCCAUGGCGGAGGCUUCUCUGUCGGCCAUGCUCGUGAUGAUGCCCGCUGGGCCGGUACCGUGGUAAAAGCCUACCCAGAUGCUGUGGUUAGGACGGCGUCGAUGCUAUACUAUCAAGAAGCAAAGAAGUACAAUCUUGACAAAACGCGCUUUGUGCUCAGCGGAGCCAGUGCAGGCGGGAAUCUCGCUCUAGCAAUGCCAUUCAGACUGCACGAUGAACUACAGAAAAAGCGCUGGGCGUCGAUACGCGGGGAGGUAGCGUUGGCUGGUUUGGUAGUAUUCUACACCGGCACCGACUGGACACGAACGCGGAAAGAGCGCGACGCUACAAAUCUUAUCGCCCCACAAAAAUCCAUGAUUUCCCCUUCUUUAUUCAAGUUCUUCGACGAUUCCUACCUUCUCGCUGCGGGCCUACCGAAACGGCCGGGGACUGGCCGGGUGGAUAUGUCGCAUCCUUAUCUUUCACCUGGUCUGGCACCUGCAUCUCUGUUGCAUGCGGCGUAUCCGCCUGCUGUGGCGAUCUAUACUUGUGGGUAG